AUGGAGAAGGAGAUUGAUCAAUUUCUAAAGAAGAAAUUCUGCGAUGGUGUUGAAAACAAAGAGAUAAGUUCCUCCAAAAUUCCCAUCUACGACCAGUACCCUUUAUCGAACCAAUCCCUAUUGGGCCUAUUUCGUGGUAUAAAGGAUUCGCUUGAUCGAGAAAUCGAUCUUAUUAACCAACUUCCACCUGAGGAAUUUGAAAUCAGGGAAAAGCUUUACUGCCUCAACGAUCUUUGGACGGAGUUCAAUGUGGUGUCAAAUAAAGACCUAAGAACCCGUAUGAACUUACGGAGGAAGUUAACUGAUAUGAAAGUUGAACUCAAAAGCUUGAAGAGGGAUUCUGUUCGCAAACAGGGUGAUAUUGGUGAUAGUAAACCCAGCCCACCAACCCAGCCGAGCGCUGUGUCAUUUGGUGCGUCCAAUAUUGUUUAUGGGUUUGAUAACGAUGUAACCUCACUGGAAAAGGUACUUGUCAGGCCAGGAAGUGAGGAUCGUUUCAAGGCAAUAGGCAUCAUGGGUAAGGCUGGUAUUGGAAAAACAGCACUUUCCCAAUUCUUGUACAAUAAAAAGGAGGUGAAGGACUACUUCCUUCCAAGGAUCUGGAUAUCCAUGUCAGCACUGCCUGUCGACGAGCAGGGCCAAAAGGUAGCAAUCGUCGAGAGAAUUUUGGAGAGCCUUGAAGGAAAAAAGGAGAAGUUCAUCAACAAGGUUGACGAGGAGCAACAUAAACUCAAGGGGCUACUAUAUGCUCUUCACUUGCAAUUGCAGGGGAAGAGGUAUCUGAUUGUGUUGGAUGAUGCCAGCAGCACAGAAGAUUGGUACGGACAGUUGAAUUAUUCACCAACUCGCGUGGGAGAAUGGGAUCAUCUUGCGUUUGGACUGCCAAAAGGGUGCGGGGGAGCAGUUAUUGUGACUAGCAGGAAUGAGGAAUUAGCAAAGAAGAUGGUUGGCGGGGAGGGAAUCCUACAUCGGGUUCUACCCCUUUCAGAUCCGGAUAGCUUCUGGUCUAUAUUCAAAGAGGCGGCUCAACAACAAUCAAACAGGACAUACGAUAUCUCCGAGCUCCAAAUUAAUACGGGAAUUCUAAAGGAGGAAAUCUUACAAAAGUGUGCGGGCCUUCCAUUAACUGCAAGAAUGAUGGGUGAGUAUCAAGAUUUCCUCAAGUAG
Corylus avellana is the source of this 1167-nucleotide messenger RNA. RefSeq names its product putative disease resistance protein At5g45440. NCBI's taxonomy places the organism in Eukaryota, Viridiplantae, Streptophyta, Magnoliopsida, Fagales, Betulaceae. The record is from RefSeq and is a predicted model, not a curated record. Gene Ontology annotation, molecular function: ADP binding.